This is a messenger RNA of Kuraishia capsulata CBS 1993, 1137 nucleotides long. RefSeq lists its product as uncharacterized. Gene Ontology annotation, molecular function: Hsp90 protein binding. The record is from RefSeq and is a predicted model, not a curated record. The transcript has a single exon. Gene Ontology annotation, biological process: protein folding. Bases 1 to 1137 code for a protein of 378 amino acids. NCBI's taxonomy places the organism in Eukaryota, Fungi, Ascomycota, Pichiomycetes, Pichiales, Pichiaceae.
AUGAGUGAAUGGGAAAGAAUGAGAUAUUUAGCCGAGCCUGGUGAGCCGGCUCUUCCUCCACAGCUAUCGCAGUAUGCAGACAAGUCUACUGAAGAGGUCCUGGGAGAGCUCAACAGAUUGCCUCUGUUCAUGAACGAGCUGGACCCUGCCAACGGCGAUGAAGGGGCCAACACGCAGUUAGAGGCUUUAAAGGCUCUAGCUUAUGAGGGUGAACCUCACGAAGUAGCAGGAAAUUUCAAAAACCAAGGGAAUGACUGUUUCAAGGCCAAAAGGUACCAGGAUGCCAUUGAUUACUACAAAAGGGCUCUUGAUGUUGGAUGUGAAGACCCCGUUUUGAACUCUUCUUUGCAUGCGAACACAGCAGCGUGCAAUCUUGCACUCAAAAAUUACAGAAGAUGCAUCAACGAUUGCAAGGAGUGUUUGAAAUAUGACUCCAAGAACAUAAAGGCACUGUAUAGGUCAGCUCAAGCCUACUUUCUCAUCCAGCAUCUAGAUGAGGCUGAGGCGGUGUUGAGCUAUGGUUUAUCGCUUGAGCCCGAUAAUCCGUCACUCGUGAGUCUCCAGGAACAGAUAACAACGAAAAGGGUGCGCCAGAGAGAGUUAGCGUUAAAGAAGGAAAAGGAAUUGAAGGAGAAACAACUGGUAGCAGAGACUCUUCAGCGGGCUUUGACCUUGAGAGGUAUACUCAUGCUCAAUUAUGCAGAACCACUCGAGCACAUGAAGGAGACUACUAUUAAGCUGGAAGAUGCGCAUGAUGUUGAAAGCCAGCUGAUAUUCUCAGUAUUGGUACUAUAUCCUACCACCACCGAAUUUGAUCUGGUUGAUCAGAUAAGUGAACUGACCACUCCCAAGCAGAUCAUGGAAAUGGUGACAAAUCGUGAUCCUGAAUAUUACAAAGACCCUCAGCAUCAGGAGUUCACAACCAAAAAACUCGAGGCCUAUAUGGAAACGGAAUCUGGAGGAGUUGUGAAAGUUGGUAAGAACGUUGAUCUCAGCAAGGUGCUCAUGACCCCCAGCCCGAAGAUUCCUAUGUUUGACAACUAUCUGAAGCUGUAUCUCGUGCCAAAAUCUGCUGCUCCUGAUUGGCUGCAAAAAUGGGAUAAGGAUGUUCAAUUGAAGAGACGUAUAAAGAAAUAA